Molecule: messenger RNA, 17085 nt
Organism: Clupea harengus (Atlantic herring)
Lineage: Eukaryota; Metazoa; Chordata; Actinopteri; Clupeiformes; Clupeidae
Gene: ryr1b
Product: ryanodine receptor 1b (skeletal)
Exons: 108
Coding region: 282-15581 (5099 amino acids)
Biological process (GO): intracellular calcium ion homeostasis; striated muscle contraction; release of sequestered calcium ion into cytosol by sarcoplasmic reticulum
Cellular component (GO): calcium channel complex; sarcolemma; Z disc
Molecular function (GO): protein binding; ryanodine-sensitive calcium-release channel activity
Source: RefSeq, a predicted model, not a curated record
AGAGAGAAAGAGAGAGAGAGAGAGAGAGAGAGAGAGGAGGGAGCCGUGCAGUGGCAUCCUUUUCUGCCUAUCACUCUCUCACUCGACACGGUGAGAGCCACAGGACUCAUGCUGUCCUCCAGCACACCCACACACAGACAGUGAGAGAAAGAAGAUAGAAACAGGGAGAGAGAGAGAGAGAGAGUGAAACAGAGAGACUGAAUAGAAAGUCGCCAAAUAAAAACGGAAGGAUUUCUUAUUCUGAUUUCUCCUGAGGAGCUGCAAAUAACCCUCGGAGAAGGAUGGCAGAAGGAGAGGGAGGAGAGGAGGAGAUCCUGUUCCUGAGGACGGGUGACCAGGUAGUGCUGCAAUGCACUGCAACUGUUCUGAAGGAAAACAUCAAGCUGUGCCUCUCCUGUGAGGGUUUUGGGAACAGACUCUGUUUCCUGGAGACAACAUCCAAUGCCCAGAAUGUUCCGCCCGACUUGGCCAUCUGUUCCCUCAUCCUGGAGCAGUCCCUCUCCGUGCGAGCUCUCCAGGAGAUGCUGGCCAAAAGGGUGGAUAUGUCUGAGGCAGUCGAUUUGGACCAAUGGUCAUCCCAAGGAGGAGGCCAUCGAACACUGCUUUAUGGUCACGCCAUCCUGCUGAGACACUUUCAUUCUAGCAUGUAUCUCAGUUGCUUGACCACAUCGCGCUCACUCACAGAUAAGCUGGCCUUUGAUGUGGGCCUACAGGAAGACUCCACAGGUGAGGCAUGUUGGUGGACCAUCCACCCUGCUUCCAAACAGAGGUCGGAGGGUGAGAAGGUCAGGGUCGGUGAUGAUCUCAUCCUGGUCAGUGUGUCAUCUGAGAGAUACCUGCAUCUGUCCGUUGCCAGUGGUGACCUCAUGGUAGACGCAUCCUUCAUGCAGACGCUCUGGAACAUGAAUCCUGUCUGCUCGGGGUGUGAGCUUGGCGAGGGGUUUGCCACAGGAGGGCAGGUCCUCCGAUUGUUCCAUGGCCACAUGGAUGAGUGUUUGGCCAUACCCCCACCUGACCAAAGAGAGGGCCAGAGCAUGAUUGCUCAGUACGAGGGAGGUGCUGUUUGCAGUCAGGCCCGUUCUCUCUGGAGACUGGAGCCUCUGAGAAUCAGCUGGAGUGGCAGUCACACAAAGUGGGGUUCACCCUUCCGUGUGCGUCACAUUACCACUGGGCACUACAUGUGCCUGGAUGAGGAGAAAGGCCUGAUGGUGUUGGACCCAGAGCGAUCAAACACAAAACUGUCUGCCUUCUGUUUCCGGGUGACAAAGGAGAAGGUGGAUGUAGCUAAGAAGCGUGAAGUUGAGGGCAUGGGAAUACCUGAGAUCAAAUAUGGCGAGUCGUUGUGCUUUAUGCAGCAUGUGUCCACAGGGCUGUGGCUCACAUACGCCGCCCUAGAUGCCAAAGCUGCCCGUCUGGGAAAAACCCAGAGAAGGGCCAUACUGCACCAGGAGGGACAUAUGGAUGAUGCCGUCUCUCUGUCUCGCUCACAGGCGGAAGAGUCUCAAGCCUCUAGAAUGAUAUACAGCACUACAGGCCUCUUCAGAGUCUUCAUCAAGGGUUUGGACUCACUGAGUGGGAAAAACAAAUCCCCAGGCAGCGUCUCUCUGCCCCUGGAUAGUGUCAUCCUCUCCUUGCAGGAUCUCAUUUUCUACUUCAGCCCCCCUGAGGAAGAGCUGGAACAUGAGGAGAAACAGACCAAACUGCGAUCACUCCGUAACCGCCAGAAUCUCUUCCAAGAAGAGGGUAUGAUCACCAUUGUUCUGGAAUGUAUAGACCGUCUGAAUGUGUACAACACUGCUGCCCACUUCUCUGAGUUUGCUGGUGAAGAGGCCGCUGAGUCAUGGAAGGAGAUUGUCAACUUGCUCUAUGAGCUCCUGGCCUCUUUGAUCAGAGGAAACCGUUCAAACUGUGCCCUCUUCUGUGAUAAUCUGGACUGGCUGGUUAGCAAACUGGAUCGCCUUGAGGCCUCUUCUGGUAUUUUGGAGGUGUUGUACUGCAUUCUGAUUGAGAGUCCUGAGGUUCUGAACAUAAUUCAGGAGAACCACAUCAAGUCGAUCAUUUCCCUCCUGGACAAACAUGGUCGGAAUCAUAAGGUUCUGGAUGUGUUGCGCUCUCUCUGUGUGUGUAAUGGUGUAGCUGUGAGGUCCAACCAGAACCUAAUCACAGAAAAUCUGCUUCCUGGUCGUGACCUUCUGCUGCAAACCAAUAUAGUUAAUUAUGUAACCAGUGUGCGGCCCAAUAUUUUCCUGGGGACAUGUGAGGGAUCCACCCAGUACAAGAAGUGGUACUUUGAGAUGAUGGUGGAUUAUGUGGAGGCCUUUGUGACCGCUCAGGCCACUCAUCUCCGAGUGGGCUGGGCAAUGACCGAGGGCUUCAGCCCUUACCCUGGUGGUGGAGAAGGCUGGGGAGGCAAUGGAGUUGGAGAUGAUCUUUAUUCUUAUGGCUUUGAUGGCCUGCAACUGUGGUCUGGGCAUGUUACUCGCCAGGUGGCAUCACCCGGGCAGCACACACUGGCAGCUGAUGAUGUGGUGAGCUGCUGUCUGGACCUGAGUGUUCCGAGCAUCUCCUUCCGCAUCAACGGCCAUCCUGUGCAGGGCAUGUUUGAGAACUUCAACUUAGACGGCCUCUUCUUCCCAGUCAUCAGCUUCUCAGCGGGAGUGAAGGCUCGCUUCCUUUUGGGUGGCCGUCAUGGGGACUUCAAGUUCCAGCCUCCCCCUGGUUAUUCCCCGUGCUACGAGGCACUGCUUCCCAAAGACCGGAUGCGCAUUGAGCCCAUUAAGGAGUACAAGCAUGACUUUGAGGGGGUGCGCAACCUGCUGGGCCCAACACAGUCCCUCUCACACACAUCAUUCACUCCAUAUCCUGUGGACACUGCUCAGAUUGUGUUACCUCCUCACCUGGAGCGAAUCCGGGAGAAGCUAGCUGAGAACAUCCAUGAGCUGUGGGCGGUGACACGUAUCGAGCAGGGAUGGACUUACGGAAUAUUUAGGGAUGACAAUAAGAAGCUACACCCCUGCCUGUUGGAUUUCAAUGGUUUACCAGAGCCAGAACGGAACUAUAACCUUCAGAUGUCUGCAGAAACUCUGAAAACACUGCUGGCUCUGGGGUGCCAUGUAGGCAUGGGGGAUGAAAAAGCAGAGGAGAAUCUGAAAAAGGUCAAACUGCCUAAAACCUACGUGAUGAGUAAUGGAUUCAAGCCUGCCCCAUUAGACCUCAGUCAUGUCAAACUGACCCCCAAUCAGAACCAGCUUGUAGAGAAGCUUGCUGAAAAUGGACACAAUGUUUGGGCGAGGGAUCGAGUGAGGCAGGGCUGGACCUACAGCAUCGUCCAGGAUAUAAUGAAUAAGCGAAACCCUCGUCUGGUGCCUUACAUCCUGCUGGACGAGAGAACAAAGAAAACCAACCGAGACAGUGUCAAUAAUGCUGUUCGCACUCUCAUUGGCUACGGAUACAACAUUGAGCCCCCUGACCAGGAGAGCAGUGGUCACGGAGUUGAUAACAGUCGUGGAGAUAAAGUGCGCGUCUUCCGAGCAGAGAAAAACUAUGCGGUUACCCAGGGAAAAUGGUACUUUGAGUUUGAAGUGAUGACAACGGGUGAGAUGAGAGUUGGUUGGGCCAGACCUAACGUCCACGCAGACACAGAGCUGGGGGCCGAUGAGCUGGCCUAUGUCUUCAAUGGAUGCAGAGCUCAGAAGUGGCACAUUGGAAAUGAGUCAUUCGGCCGACCGUGGCAGUCUGGAGACGUAGUUGGCUGUAUGAUUGACCUGAUAGAUAUGAACAUCAUGUUCACACUGAACGGGGAAAUGCUUAUUUGUGACUCAGGCUCUGAAUUGGCCUUUAAAGACAUAGAGAUUGAAGAAGGUUUCAUCCCUGUCUGUACAUUGGGCUUGUCCCAGGUGGGCCGCAUCAACCUGGGUCAAAAUGUUAGCAGCCUGCGCUACUUUACCAUCUGUGGUCUACAGGAGGGCUUUGAACCCUUCGCCAUCAAUAUGAAGAGAGACAUCACCAUGUGGUUCAGCAAGAGUCUGCCCCAGUUUGCACCUGUGCCAAAUGACCACAACCACAUAGAGGUAUCUAGUGUAGAUGGAACAGUAGACAGUGCCCCCUGUUUGAAGGUGUUCCACAAGACCUUUGGCUCCCAGAAUGCCAACACUGAUAUGAUGUUCUUCAGACUGAGCAUGCCCGUGGAGUUCCAUGAGGUCUUCAAGAUUACAGCGGGCACCACACCUCUUACCCGUGCCCUCACCAUCCCUGAGGAUGAGGUGCUGGAUCUUGACCCUGACUCAGAGUAUGAGCUUCUGAAGAAAUCAGCCAGUCGUAAGGAACAGGAAGAAAAAGAGCCAUCAGUUGCCAAGGAUACUGCCAGUCUCAAGGAGAAUGAAAAGGACACAGCCUCAGAAAAAGGAAAGAAGAAGGGUUUCUUGUUCAAGGCUAAGAAAGCUGCUAUGACCAACCUCACCCAAACUCCUGCUCCUCCACCUAAUGUGCCCCGAUUGGUGCAGGAUGUGGUCCCUGAUGAACGAGACGACCCAAUAAUCAUCCUUAACACCACCACUUAUUACUAUUCAGUGCGCAUCUUUGCUGGGCAAGAGCCCAGUGAUGUUUGGGUGGGCUGGGUCACCCCUGACUUUCAUCAGUAUGACCUCAGCUUUGACCUCAAUAAAGUGCGCAAUGUAACUUUGACCGUUGGGGAUGACAAGGGCAACAUUCAUGACAGCAUCAAGCGCAGCAACUGCUACAUGGUAUGGGCAGGAGAAUUUGGUGGCAACUCCCAGCAAGCUCGUUUUAGCCAAGAAGACUUAGUCAUUGGCUGCCUAGUUGACCUGGCAAACGGUUACAUGAAUUUCACAGCCAAUGGAAAGGAAAUCAACACCUUCUUUCAGGUGGAGCCUAACACCAAGCUAUUCCCAGCAGUGUUUGCUUCACCUUCAAGCCAAAACAUGCUACAGUUUGAGCUUGGCAAGCUGAAGAACAUCAUGCCCAUCUCUGCGGCCAUGUUCCGCAGUGAUCGCAAAAAUCCCGUGCCUCAGUGUCCUCCUCGACUGAUUGUGGAAAUCCUAACACCGGUCAUCUGGAGUCGGAUGCCUAACCACUUCUUGAAGCCAGACGUUGCCCGUGUGAGCGAGCGGCAAGGCUGGAUGGUGGAGUGCACUGAGCCCCUCACCAUGAUGGCUCUGCACAUACCAGAGGAAAACAGGUGUAUUGAUAUCUUGGAGCUGUCGGAGCGUUUGGACCUGAUGAAGUUCCACUACCAUACACUUAUGCUGUACUGCGCUGUGUGCGCUCUGGGCAACAAUCGUGUGGCUCAUGCACUAUGCAGCCACGUAGAUGAGGCCCAGCUUCUCUAUGCCAUUGAAAACACUUAUCUCCCAGGGCAUUUGCGCAGUGGCUACUACGACCUGUUGAUUAGCAUCCACUUGGAGUCAGCCAAGCGUAACCGCUUGGGCACCAACAAGGAGUUCAUCGUGCCUAUGACAGCGGAGACACUCAGCAUCACUCUCUACCCAGGUGAAGAUAAGUCCCAUGAUCUGCCUGGUGUGGGCCUCACCACCUGUCUGAGGCCAAAGCUGAGCUUCUCUUCCAUCAACUUUGUGGGCACUGACGCCGACCUCUAUACCCUCAGCCCCGUCUUUCCUUUACAGGAGCUCAAAACUACGUCCCUGAGCAUGCUAACAGAGGCUGUGACUGAUGGUAGUCAGGCCAUGCGUGAUCCUGUGGGUGGGAGCGUGGAGUUCCAUUUUGUUCCCAUCCUGAAGCUGAUCAGUACUCUGCUCAUCAUGGGCAUCUUCAAUGAUGAAGACGCCAGGCACAUCCUCAAAAUGAUUGAUCCAAGUGUCUUUGGCCCAACGAAGGAAGAGGAAGGAGAGGCGGGAGAAAAGGAAGAGGGAUUGACCAAAGAGGAGGAAGAGGAGGCUAAAGAGGAAGAAGAUACUGGUGCAGCUGAAGAUCUGGUGGAUGAAGGGGUCGGUGAAGAGGAGGAGGAGGAGGCAGAGCUGAAGGACUUAGAGAAGGAGGAAGGCCUAGAUGAAGAACAUGAAAAGACAGAAGAGGAAGGGGGUGAAAUUGAAAAGGUGAAUCGAGAAAAAGCAGAGGAGGAGAAGGAAGUAGAGGAGACCGGAGAAGCUGAACCAAAAGAGGAGGAAGAGGGCCCAGAAGAAGGACUUCUUCAAAUGAAGUUACCUGAGUCUGUUAAACUACAGAUGUGCACCCUGUUACAGUACUUCUGUGACUGUGAGCUCAGGCACAGAGUUGAAGCCAUAAUGGCUUACUCUGAUACGUUUGUGAACAGUGUGCAGUCCAACCAGCGGGUGCGCUACAACGAUCUCAUGAGAGCAUACACCAUGUCGGCUCUUGACACUGCUCGCAAAACACGAGAGUUCCGCUCACCUCCACAGGAACAGUUGAUACUGUUGACCAACUUCAAGCAUGGUCCAGAACAAGAGGACUGUCCUGUCCCAGAUGAUGUCCGGGAAACCCUUCAGGAGUUCCACAAUGACCUGCUGGCCCACUGUGGUGUGCACAUUGAAGAGGAAGAGGAAGAGGAGGAGGUGGACGCAUCCCUGAGUGGAAGAAUCCUAAGUCUGCUGGAUAAGGUGAAGAGCUUGCGCAAGAAGAACGAGGUGGAGGAGGAGGCUGAACCUGAGGAGGAACCCAAGCCCAGCACUCUACAGGAGCUAAUCUCUCACACCAUGAUCCACUGGGUCCAAGAGUCAUUCAUCCAGAACCCAGAGCUGGUGCGACAAAUGUUCAGCCUGCUGCACCGGCAGUAUGAUGGCCUUGGGGAGCUGACCAGGGCCCUGCCCAAGGCCUACGCCAUCAGUGCUGUAUCUGUGCAGGACAGUAUGGAGCUGCUGGAGUGCCUGGGCCAGAUCCGAUCUCUACUCAUCGUCCAGAUGGGCCCAGAAGAGGAGAGACUCAUGAUUCAGAGCAUUGGAAACAUCAUGAAUAACAAGGUGUUCUACCAACACCCCAACCUGAUGAGAGCUUUGGGAAUGCAUGAAACUGUCAUGGAAGUUAUGGUCAAUGUGCUAGGAGGUGGAGGAGACUCAAAGGAAAUUCGAUUCCCUCAAAUGGUGACCAACUGCUGUCGUUUCCUGUGCUAUUUCUGUCGCAUUAGUCGUCAGAACCAGCGCUCCAUGUUCGACCACCUCUCUUACCUGCUGCAAAACAGUGGCAUUGGCCUAGGGAUGCGUGGGUCCACGCCCCUAGAUGUGGCUGCUGCAUCGUGUAUUGACAACAAUGAACUGGCCUUGGCUCUGCAAGAGCAAGACUUGGAGAUGGUUGUGACAUACCUGGCUGGAUGUGGCUUGAGGAGCUGUCCCAUGUUGUUGUCUAAAGGCUACCCUGACAUUGGCUGGAAUCCUGGUGGUGGAGAAAGAUACCUGGACUUCCUUCGCUUUGCUGUCUUUGUCAACGGAGAGAGUGUGGAGGAAAACGCUAAUGUGGUGGUGCGACUCCUUAUUCGCCGUCCUGAGUGCUUCGGUCCUGCCCUGCGAGGUGAAGGAGGUGCUGGCCUACUGGCUGCCAUUGAAGAGGCCAUUAAGAUCUCCGAGGAUCCUGCCAGAGAUGGACCCACAGUGAAGAAAGACAGGCGUUUCGGGUUUGGUGGUGAGCAACAGGAAGAAAACAGGGUGCAUUUGGGAAAUGCUGUAAUGUCUUUCUACUCUGCACUCAUUGACCUGUUGGGCCGCUGUGCUCCAGAGAUGCACUUAAUCCAGGCUGGCAAAGGGGAAGCCCUGAGGAUCAGGGCAAUUCUGAGGUCUCUAGUGCCCAUUGAAGACCUUGUUGGAGUUAUCAGUCUGUCUGUCCAGAUCCCCACUUUUGGAAAAGAGGGUCAGACUAUAGAGCCAAAGAUGUCGGCCAGUUUUGUUCCAGACCACAAGGCGUCCAUGGUACUGUUCCUGGACAGAGUCUAUGGCAUCGACAACCAGGACUUCCUUUUGCAUGUCCUGGAAGUCGGAUUCCUUCCUGAUAUGAGGGCAUGUGCUUCUCUAGACACAGCUGCGUUUUGCACCACAGAGAUGGCUUUGGCUCUUAACCGCUACCUGUGCUCAGCUGUGUUGCCCCUCAUCACCAAGUGUGCCCCUCUUUUUGCGGGCACUGACCACCGUGCCAUUAUGAUCGACUCCAUGCUACACACCAUCUACCGGCUGUCCCGAGGCCGGGCCCUCACCAAGGCCCAGAGAGACGUCAUAGAGGAAUGCCUCAUGUCUCUCUGCAAAUACCUUCGGCCAUCCAUGCUACAGCACUUGUUGAGGAAAUUGGUAUUUGAUGUUCCCAUCCUUAAUGAGUAUGCUAAAAUGCCCCUUAAGCUGCUGACCAAUCACUAUGAGCGCUGCUGGAAGUACUACUGCCUUCCAAAUGGCUGGGCCAAUUUUGGAGUCAGCUCCGAGGAGGAGCUGCAUCUUACUCGCAAGCUCUUCUGGGGGAUCUUUGAGUCUCUGGCACACAAGAAAUUUGAUGCAGAGCUCUUUAAGAUUGCCAUGCCAUGCAUCUGUGCCAUCUCCGGCGCCAUCCCUCCAGACUAUGUGGAUGCCGCCUACUCUCAGACUGAGAAGAAGGCGUCUGUCGAUGCCGAGGGCAACUUUGAUCCUAGGCCAGUGGAGACCACAAACACCAUAAUACCAGAAAGGCUGGAUAUCUUCAUCAACAAAUAUGCAGAACAUACUCACGACAAGUGGGCCUUUGAGAAGAUUCAAAAUAACUGGUCUUAUGGUGAAGUGUUGGACGAAAAUGCCAAGACACAUCCUAUGUUGCGACCUUACAAGACGUUCUCUGAGAAGGAUAAAGAAAUCUAUCGCUGGCCCAUCAAAGAGUCUGUUAAAGCCAUGAUUCAAUGGGAGUGGACAUUGGAGAAGGCCAGGGAGGGCGAGGAAGAGAAGGUGGAGAAGAAAGUCACCAACACCAGGAAAGUGUCCCAUACGGCACAGGCAACCUAUGACCCCAGCCAUGGAUACACUCCACAGCCAAUAGAUGUAUCUAGCAUGGGACUUUCCAGGGAACUUCAGUCUAUGGCUGAGCAGCUGGCUGAGAACUAUCACAACACCUGGGGCAGAAAGAAAAAGAUGGAUCUCCAAUCAAAAGGGGGUGGCACCCAUCCUCUGCUUGUGCCCUAUGACACCCUGACGGCCAAGGAGAAAGCCCGGGAUCGUGAAAAAGCUCAGGAUCUGCUCAAGUUCCUCCAGCUCCAUGGUUUUGCUGUCACAAGAGGCCUGAAAGACAUGGAGCAGGAGAUCUCUUCUAUUGAGAAACGUUUUGCUUAUGGUUUCCUGCAGAAGCUUCUGAAAUGGAUGGAAAUAGCCCAAGAGUUUAUUGCUCAUCUAGAGGCUGUUGUGAGCAGUGGCAGAGUGGAGAAAUCCCCCCAUGAGCAGGAGAUCAAAUUCUUUGCCAAGAUCCUGUUGCCUUUAGUCAACCAAUACUUCAAGAACCACUGCCUCUACUUCCUCUCCACCCCUGCCAAAAUUCUGAGCAGUGGUGGACAUGCCUCUAACAAAGAGAAAGAGAUGAUUGCCAGUAUCUUCUGUAAGUUGGCUGCUCUGGUGAGACACAGAGUUUCCCUUUUUGGAACGGAUGCCUCAGCUGUGGUGAACUGCCUUCAUAUCCUGGCAAGGUCUUUGGAUGCUAGGACUGUGAUGAAGUCAGGGCCUGAGAUUGUGAAGGCAGGUUUGCGCUCCUUCUUUGAGAGUGCUGCUGAUGACAUAGAGAAGAUGGUGGAGAAUCUCAAAUUAGGCAAAGUGUCCAGUCGCAACCAGGUCAAGGGUGUAUCCCAGAACAUCAACUACACCACCAUUGCUCUACUGCCAGUGCUGACCUCACUAUUUGACCAUAUAUCCCAGCAUGGUUUUGGAGAUGAUGUCAUCUUGGAUGAUCUGCAGAUAUCUUGCUAUCGCCUGAUGUGCAGCAUCUAUUCAGUUGGCACAGUCAAGACACCACAUGUAGAAAAGCAAAGACCAGCCCUUGGCGAGUGCUUGGCUUAUCUAGCUGCAGCCAUGCCGGUAGCAUUCCUUGAGUCCCAUCUCAACGAGUUUAAUGGAUACUCAGUCUACACGACCAAGACACCAAGGGAAAGAGCCAUUCUGGGUCUGCCCAAUGAGGUCCAGGAGCUGUGCCCUGACAUCCCUGAACUUGAUAUCCUGAUGAAGGAGAUCGGGGACUUGGCAGAGUCGGGGGCUCGUUACACGGAGAUGCCCCACGUCAUUGAGAUCACACUGCCCAUGCUUUGCAACUAUUUGCCCCGCUGGUGGGAGAGAGGCCUAGAGAAUUACCCUGAACUAGACUCUCAGCUUUGCACGGAUGUUACCUCAGACCAGCUCAACCAGCUGCUGGGUAGCAUCAUGAAGAUUGUGGUCAACAACCUGGGUAUUGACGAGGCCUCCUGGAUGAAGAGAUUGGCCGUGUUUACCCAGCCCAUAGUGAGCAGAGCCAAACCAGAGAUGCUCAAAUCCCACUUCAUCCCCACUAUGGAGAAGCUGAAGAAGAGGUCUGGCAAAGUGGUAGCAGAGGAGGAGCACCUGCGUAUGGAGGGCAAAGCCGAGGACUUGGACAGUGAGGGCAGCACCAUCAGAGAUGAGUUUGCCGUGCUCUGUAGGGACCUGUAUGCUCUCUACCCUCUGCUCAUCCGAUACGUGGACAACAACAGGGCCAGAUGGUUGACAUGUCCCGACCCUGAUGCUGAGGAUCUCUUCAGGAUGGUGGGAGAGGUUUUCAUCUCCUGGUCCAAGUCUCAUAAUUUCAAAAGAGAGGAGCAGAACUUUGUUGUGCUGAACGAGAUCAACAACAUGUCUUUCCUCACAGCAGACAGCAAGAGUAAGAUGAGCAAGAGUGGAGGUUCAGAAGAACGUACCAAGAAGAAGCGCCGUGGGGACCGCUACUCUGUGCAGACCUCUCUCAUCGUAGCUGCUCUGAAGAAGCUGCUUCCUAUUGGCCUCAACAUGUGCUCACCUGCUGACCAGGAACUCAUUAACCUGGCCAAGAUCCGUUACUCACUGAAAGACACAGAUGAGGAGGUGAGAGAGUUCCUGCAGGCAAACCUGCAUCUUCAGAGCAAGGUGGAGGACCCCUCCAUGCGCUGGCAGAUGUCUCUAUAUAAUGAGACUUCUGGGAAGUUGGAAGACGCUGAGAACCCAGAGAAGGUGGUGAAAAGAGUGCAGGAAGUGUCUGCUGUUCUCUUCCACAUUGAGCUGACUGAGCAUCCAUUUAAGUCCAAGAAGAUGGUGUGGCACAAGCUUCUGUCCAAGCAGCGCCGCAGAGCUGUGGUGGCCUGCUUCAGGAUGACACCACUCUACAACGUCCCCAGGCACCGGGCGUCCAACAUGUUCCUGAAUGGGUAUAAGCGUAACUGGAUCAUGACGGAAGGCUACUCUUUUGAGGACAAGAUGAUAGAUGAUCUGUCGAAAGCGAUGGAAGAAGAGGAGGAGACAGAAGAGGAGGAGACAGAAUCCAAGCCUGACCCCCUCCACCAGCUUAUUUUACAUUUCAGCCGAACUGCACUCACCGAAAAAACCAAUCUUGAUGUAGAUUAUCUAUACAUGGCAUAUGCCGAUAUUAUGGCAAAGAGCUGCCACCUUUGUGAGGAAGACGAAGGGGGAGAGGAGGUGGGCGAUGAGGCAGCCUUUGAGGUGCGACAGACAGAGAUGGAAAAGGAGAUGGAGAAGCAAAGGCUGUUGUACCAGCAGUCCCGCCUGCAUGACCGUGGCGGUGCAGAGAUGGUGUUGCAGAUGAUCAGUGCAUGCAAAGGUGAGACAGGCGUCAUGGUGAACUCUACUCUGAAACUGGGCAUCUCAAUUCUCAACGGAGGCAACAGUGCUGUUCAGACAAGAAUGUUGGAUUACCUGAAGGAUAAAAAGGAUGUGGGCUUUUUCUUGAGCCUGCAAGCGCUGAUGCAGACCUGCAGUGUUUUGGACCUGAAUGCCUUUGAGAGACAGAACAAGGCAGAGGGGCUGGGAAUGGUGUCUGAAGAGGGCACAGCUAUGAAGCUAGAACGUGAUGAAAAAGUGAUGGCGGAUGCUGAGUUCACCUGUGACCUUUUCCGCCUCCUCCAGCUACUGUGCGAGGGUCACAAUAACGAUUUCCAGAAUUAUCUACGCACCCAGACUGGUAGCACCACAACCAUUAACAUCAUUAUCUGCACUGUCGACUACCUGCUUAGACUGCAGGAAUCCAUUAGUGACUUCUACUGGUACUAUUCCGGCAAGGACAUCAUUGAUGAACCAGGCAAGAGGAAUUUCUCCAAAGCAAUGACUGUGGCCAAACAAGUGUUUAACAGCUUAACAGAGUACAUCCAGGGUCCCUGCACUGGUAAUCAGCAGUCCUUGGCUCACAGCAGGUUGUGGGAUGCUGUUGUGGGCUUUUUACAUGUGUUUGCUCACAUGAUGAUGAAAUUGGCUCAGAUGCACCCUGACCCAGGACUUCAAAUUGGCGAUCCUUUCUGGAGUAGAACACAUUCGGAGGAUUCUAGUCAGAUUGGACUUCUGAAGGAGCUACUUGAUCUUCAAAAGGAUAUGGUGGUCAUGCUGCUUUCUCUUCUUGAGGGGAACAUUGUCAAUGGCACAAUUGCCCGCCAAAUGGUGGACAUGUUGGUGGAGUCCUCCAGUAACGUGGAAAUGAUUCUCAAGUUCUUUGAUAUGUUCCUGAAGCUGAAGGACAUUGUUGCCUCUGAUGCCUUCCUAGACUAUGUGACAGACCCACGUGGUCUGAUCUCCAAGAAGGAUUUCUCUAAAGCGAUGGACAGCCAGAAGCAGUACUCAAUUACAGAGAUUCAGUUCCUGCUCUCCUGUUCUGAAGCAGACGAAAAUGAAAUGAUUAACUUUGAGGAGUUUGCGGACCGUUUUCAGGAGCCAGCAAAGGACAUUGGCUUCAAUAUUGCUGUUUUGCUGACAAAUCUAUCUGAGCAUGUUCCUCAUGAUACUCGCCUGCAAAACUUCCUGGAACAGGCUGAGAGUGUCCUUAACUACUUCCGCCCCUUCCUGGGCCGUAUUGAGAUCAUGGGAGCCAGCAAGAAGAUUGAGCGUAUUUACUUUGAGAUUAGUGAGGCCAACCGUAACCAGUGGGAGAUGCCCCAGGUUCGGGAGUCCAAAAGGCAGUUCAUCUUUGAUGUUGUUAAUGAGGGUGCUGAGUCAGAGAAGAUGGAGAUGUUUGUCAACUUCUGUGAGGACACAAUCUUUGAGAUGAAUAUCGCCUCCCAGAUUUCUGAGCCAGAAGGGGAAGGAAAUGAGAAUGGAGAUGAUGAAGAAGAAGAGGAGGGAGGAGCUGGUACUGGAGAUCAGGGAGAGGGAGAGGAAGCCAAUGGAGAGGAGGCUCCCCCUGAGACCAGCUCAGCCUUUGCGGACUUUAUCAAGGGUGUAGUGGACUUCUUCAACAUGUUUACCUUCCGCAACCUUCGAAGACGUUACCGCAAGCUGAGAAAGAUGACCGUAAAGGAGAUAAUAGUGGGCCUGUUCACAUUCUUUUGGACUGUCUUCAUGGGCAUCAUUCACUUCGUCUACAGUGUGUGCCGGGGCUUGUUCCUACUCAUCUGGAAUUCAUUGUUUGGUGGUGGCCUGGUGGAGGGUGCCAAAAAGAUUACUGUGACAGAGAUCCUGGCCAGCAUGCCUGAUCCAACACAAGAUGAGGUUCAUGGCGACCUUCCUCCUGAACCUGGAGCCCGAGGUGUGCAAGAGGGUGCAGGUGAUGGUUUAGAGGAGGAUUCUGCCGGAGAAGAGGGAGACGAGGACGACGGGAAGGAGGCAGAUGGAGGAGGCAGAUCUGGCAUCGACGCACCUGGUGGACUUGGAGACAUGGGAGAGACUGAGCCUGAGGAACCCCCCACGCCAGAGGGAUCCCCACUGCUGAAACGGAAACUUUUGGCUGCAGGUGAAAAGGGAGAGGGGGAAGGAGAGGAAGUGGGAGAGGGUGAACCAGAGCCUGUUGAAGAGGAAGCUCCUCCAAUACCUGAGAAAUCAGAUGCUGAGAAUGGUGAGAAGGAAGCUGAGGCUGAGCCAACACAGGAGGAAGAACAGGAGGAGAUAAAAGUGAAGGCCAAAGCCAAAAAAGUGAAAGAACCUGAAGAGGAGGGCUUUGAGCUCUGGAAUGAGCUUGAAAUCCAGAGAAUCAAAUUUAUGAAUUACCUGUCUCGGAACUUCUACAACCUACGCAUGUUGGCUCUGUUCAUUGCAUUCGCUCUCAAUUUCAUCCUGCUUUUCUACAAGGUCUCAGGCAGCCCACGUGGUGAAGACGACGAUGAGGGUUCUGCAUUGUAUGAGGGUUCUGCCAUGUUUGAGGGUUCUGGAUUGUUUGAGGGCUCUGCGGGUGAAGAUGAAGGCUCGGCCAUGGAGGAUGGUGGCGGAGAUGAGGAGGAGGAUGAGGGUGCUGAAUACUUUUACUUAGAAGAGAGCACUGGGUACAUGACACCAGUGUUAUCCAUCCUUUCCAUCGUGCACACCAUCAUCUCUUUCCUCUGCAUCAUUGGUUACAACUGUCUUAAGGUACCCCUAGUUAUCUUCAAACGGGAGAAGGAGCUGGCCCGCAAACUGGAGUUUGAUGGACUCUAUGUCACAGAGCAGCCUGAGGAUGAUGACAUCAAGGGCCAAUGGGACAGGCUGGUUCUGAAUACACCGUCAUUCCCCAACAAUUACUGGGACAAGUUUGUUAAGAGAAAGGCUCUGGAUAAAUAUGGGGACAUCUAUGGCAGAGAGAGAAUCGCUGAACUUCUUGGUAUGGAUCUUGCUGAACUUGAUGUCAGCACACAGCAAGAGAAGAAACCUGAACCAGUCACCUCCAUGUUUUCCGGGAUCACCUCAAUCGACAUCAAAUACCAGCUCUGGAAGAAUGGUGUGGUAUUUACAGACAAUACCUUCCAGUACUUGGUGUGGUAUAUGGUGAUGUCUAUGCUGGGACACUACAAUAACUUCUUCUAUGCCUGCCACUUGUUGGACAUCGCUAUGGGAGUCAAAACACUGCGUACCAUUCUGUCCUCCGUCACUCACAACGGCAAACAGUUGAUGAUGACUGUGGGCCUUCUUGCGGUGGUGGUGUACCUGUACACUGUAGUGGCAUUCAACUUCUUCCGAAAGUUCUACAACAUGAGUGAAGAUGAGGAUGAACCAGACAUGAAAUGUGACGACAUGAUGACUUGCUACCUGUUCCACAUGUAUGUGGGUGUGCGGGCUGGUGGUGGUAUUGGCGAUGAGAUUGAGGACCCAGCUGGUGAUGAAUACGAGCUCUACCGCGUGGUGUUUGACAUCACUUUCUUCUUCUUCGUCAUCGUCAUUCUGCUUGCCAUCAUCCAGGGUCUGAUCAUUGAUGCCUUUGGUGAACUGAGAGACCAGCAGGAGCAGGUCAGAGAGGACAUGGAGACAAAGUGCUUCAUCUGUGGAAUCGGGAGUGACUACUUUGACUCGACUCCGCAUGGCUUUGAGACGCACACAUUGGAAGAACACAAUUUAGCCAAUUACAUGUUCUUUUUGAUGUAUUUAAUCAACAAGGAUGAAACUGAACACACUGGACAGGAGUCCUAUGUGUGGAAGAUGUACCAGGAAAGAGCCUGGGACUUCUUCCCAGCCGGAGACUGUUUCAGAAAACAGUAUGAGGAUCAACUAGGCUAAUGGGGAUUUUAGAAGCAUAUGUGUUUUGGACGAGGAGACAGAGGAGUAGACCAAAGAGGGGAAAGGAAUACAUACAUAGACGCAAACUUGAAACACCUAGCUUUUUAUAUGAAGUUUAAGUGUGUCAAUGAGACCUUAGACAAAACAGCUUCAAAAGAUACGGACAAGACAUGUUUUUUUUUUUACGGAAGCAUUCAAACACCUUGCAUUGUUAACGACCACUCAGACGGACGGUAAACCAAACUGAUCUUCAAUCAAACUUUAACAUUUUAUCAUUGCUCCCAACAUAAAUUGCUGCUGAUUGUAACCCAUCUCAGUGCCUAAUAGUUGUUUCUUAUAAAGCACACUAUGAACUGACACGGAAGUGCUUCAUUAUCAGUAUGACUAGUGCUACAACGGUAAUUAUAGCUUUGCUCUUUUUAUUAGACCUAGUACUACAGUCUGUAGUUUUUAAUCCAAGUGUAACUAAUGCUAGUUUUAAAGUUGUAUUUGAUUAUUUUUGUUGUUUGUGAUAUUGCCACCUCCUACUGUAUGGUCACAAAUAUAAAGUAUUUGUAUUACAAAAAGCAGACAUGAUUGAAGCUGCAUCACCUGCCUGGCACUUAACUAUUUCUCCGAAAGAGAACAUGUACAGCCAGUGGCAGGCCCAUUAUUGUGUCUCCUCCUGGAAAGCUAGUUUCCUAACAGGACGCUCCCUUUAAGAUCCGUCGAGCUGAUUAUAAGUUUGGAAUACAUAAUGAUGUAAGUAAUACCUGUUUAAAUGGGUAAAACCUUAUGUGAGAAACCAGUUUGCACUCUAAUGUCUUACUUUGCGGUGUGAUUCUCACCACAACUAUCCAAGUGUCUAUAACAAUAAUAACAAUAAUAGUAUCAUCAACAAUAGCACAAAAGAGCUGUUCAGAGUUGCUAAUGUGAAAUCAGUCCUUGUGUCUUCACUGAUGAUUUACAAAUUCACAUUGCAGAGAUGCACAGACACAUCUUUACCAUUCAUCCAUUCACUUCAUUGUGGCCAGUGCCAUGCAACGAAACAGAAUAUGUGCUUGGCUUCAUGGAUGUCUUCUGAAGAUAAUUCAUCUUUUAUGAGUACAGUUAUCUACCUUGUUUCUUUGAAGCUUUAAAGUAUAAAGCCAUUGUGUUUUCUGCUGACAAAGGAUUUUUAUCAUAGUUAUUUUCAGCAAAGUGCUCUCUUAUUUUUAUUUAUUGAAUGAUUAAUAUUGAAGGACAAACAACGGGUUGUCAUUUCAAAUGUUAAUGACCACCAGAAUUAUGUGUGCACACUCUCUCACAUACACACAUCUUUAUUUUGACCUUUGACACGAUGUGGGUUGUGAUCAUGGCAAUGUGUGAGGUAAUGUAUGCCAGGAAUGAUGACAUGUUGGCCCAGAGAGAGGAAUGCCAUGGCUGACAAGUAGAGAAAUAAGAGAUUUCUAACUGUGUGCCAUCUGACUGAAACCUGUGUCUCAAAAAAGAAAUAAAUAAAACGGAUUUAAAUAUUUUAACAGCA